Molecule: messenger RNA, 5583 nt
Organism: Leopardus geoffroyi (Geoffroy's cat)
Lineage: Eukaryota; Metazoa; Chordata; Mammalia; Carnivora; Felidae
Gene: TAS1R3
Product: taste 1 receptor member 3
Exons: 5
Coding region: 1763-4246 (827 amino acids)
Biological process (GO): sensory perception of sweet taste; sensory perception of umami taste; G protein-coupled receptor signaling pathway
Cellular component (GO): membrane
Molecular function (GO): G protein-coupled receptor activity; sweet taste receptor activity
Source: RefSeq, a predicted model, not a curated record
GCAACCACGGGGACACGUGGCAUGUCUCGGCCAGCAGGGGGCAGGGACAUGCUGCCCGUCUGUCCUUGCGCAGGCUUUAGCUUGCCGCCCGCCCCGAGCCCCCGCUGAGGUCCACAUUAUCCCCAUUUUGUAGUUGAGAAAACAAUCACACAAGGGCCUGGGUUGGAAGGGCAGGUCUGAGGCCAACUGCACAGCUUGUAAGGAGAGUGUGGAAGGGGAGCUGCCUUGUGCCACACGGUGGUUGGGACGGAAAGAGAACACGUGUCAGACCCGAACAGCGGUGUCCCGUGCCACCUCCGCCACCUCCAGGUCUGCUGCUUCACCCUGUCCAGCACUACCCUAGACCCAGCAGGGACCGCAGCACCGUGCGGUGCCAGAGCCCGCGAGGACAGCCUGGGGUCCACGAGGACCAGAGAGCCAGUGCUGCACGUAUGUGCACACACGCGCAUGCAAAUGUUCAGGUGCCACGCACUGCCUACGUGUCAUGCGUUUGUGUGUGUGGUGUGUGCAGGUACAGUGCAUCGAGUGUGUGUUCUGCACAUGUGUGCACGUCCCGAGAGCACCAUGCAGCGGGGGCCCUCCCCACAGGCAGGCAGCAAAGACCAGAUCCCAGACCACCUCCUAUAAACAUCUGCCAGGCCCCAGCCAGGGUGGGGUCCACCUGGAGCUCUCCCACUCCACUCCAGGGGCGUCUGCAGCCUCCCCCGGUUCUUCUGGGUGCCUAAUGGGCACAUCCACCCCUGAGCCUGGUGUCAGGUCCCCAGGCGCCCAGAGGCUAAGUAGGAAUGCUGGCAAUCCGUUGAGGCUCCCCUGCACACACCUGGUGCUGACCCAGCUUCAGAGGCCCAUUUGGUUAUGGCCUUUCCUCCCUCAUUUGCAUGCACUGUCCUGCAGGCCCAGCUGUGACUUUUGUCCCCAGAGGGAGGCACCUGCUGUGUCAAGAGCCUGGGCUCGGUGUGGGCACAGCCAGGCUCAGGGUCCCCAAAGUUUCCAGGCCUCAGAUACUUAGCAGGGCAACAGCCCAGACCUUCCAGUUGCACUGUUCCCACCUUGGGGCCCUCCCCACCCCAGCCACAGGGUGGAGACCAAGCUGGCGGGCUGGUCUGUCCCCCGAGGCUGUAGAUGGAGUUCCCCACCCCUGGCUGCUAACCGCCCUCUCCAGGGCUGGAGACAGGUGUUUCUGUACCUACUCCUCGGGGCACUGGCACCCCCUACAGGCAGCUGGAGACCCCAGGACCCUCUCCCAGAGACAUCCUGAGUGUUCUCCCUCCCUUCCAGGAAUGGGGUGGGUGCAGAGCGGUUUGGGCACAGGCAGGUAACAAGAUCAUGGUCCGUGGUUGCUCAGCCAGGGAGCCUGGUUGUGACAUCAGGAUCAAAGAGUCCAGAGAGUUGCAAACCUACUGGGCGGGGAAUCAAGGGUGUCUCCAGGGGCCCCCCGGGCUCAGCAGGUGCAGACAGGCGAGGACUUUGCUAAGCAAAUUCCCUGCACACACCCUACCCCACUUCAUCAUAUCUGGGGCCCCCACCCCGUUCUCUCAUUUGCCAUCCCUGCCAUGCCCGGCCUCGCUCUCCUGGGCCUCGCGGCUCUCCUGGGCCUCACGGCUCUCUUGGGCCAUGGGGAGGGCGCAACGUUGUGCUUGUCACAGCAGCUCAGGAUGCAGGGGGACUAUGUGCUGGGUGGGCUCUUCCCUCUGGGCUCUGCCGAGGGCACAGGUCUUGGCGACAGGCUGCAGCCCAAUGCUACCGUGGGCACCAGGUAGGAAUGCAGGGGGUGGGGAGCGAGGCUGGGAGUGGCUCGGGUUGGGGGUGCUCCCGAGUGGCGAUGAGGCCACCCGCAGCCCUGUGUGGCCCCAGGUUCUCGUCUCUGGGCCUGCUCUGGGCACUGGCCGUGAAGAUGGCGGUGGAGGAGAUCAACAACGGGUCUGCCCUGCUGCCCGGGCUGCACCUGGGCUACGACCUCUUUGACACGUGUUCAGAGCCCACGGUGGCCAUGAAGCCCAGCCUCAUGUUCAUGGCCAAAGCAGGCAGCUGCAACAUUGCCGCCUACUGCAAUUACACACAGUACCAGCCCCGCGUGCUGGCCGUCAUCGGGCCCCACUCGUCCGAGCUCGCCCUCGUCACCGGCAAGUUCUUCAGCUUCUUCCUUGUGCCCCAGGUCAGCUACGGCGCCAGCACCGACCGGCUGAGCAACCGGGAGAUCUUCCCAUCCUUCUUCCGCACGGUGCCCAGCGACCAGGUGCAGGUGGCGGCCAUGGUGGAGCUGCUGCAGGAGCUCGGCUGGAACUGGGUGGCGGCGGUGGGCAGCGACGACGAGUACGGCCGGCAGGGCCUGAGCCUCUUCUCCGGCCUGGCCAACGCCAGGGGCAUCUGCAUCGCGCAUGAGGGCCUGGUGCCGCUGCCACCAGGCAGCCUGCGGCUGGGCGCCCUGCAGGGCCUGCUGCGCCAGGUGAACCAGAGCAGCGUGCAGGUGGUGGUGCUGUUCUCCUCCGCCCACGCGGCCCGCACCCUCUUCAGCUACAGCAUCCGCUGCAAGCUCUCACCCAAGGUGUGGGUGGCCAGUGAGGCCUGGCUGACCUCAGACCUGGUCACGGCGCUGCCCGGCAUGCCUGGGGUGGGCACCGUGCUGGGCUUCCUGCAGCAGGGCGCCCCGAUGCCGGAGUUCCCAUCCUACGUGCGGACCCGCCUGGCCCUGGCCGCUGACCCUGCCUUCUGCGCCUCGCUGGACGCUGAACAGCCAGGCCUGGAGGAGCACGUGGUGGGGCCACGCUGCCCCCAAUGCGACCACGUCACGCUAGAGAACCUAUCCGCGGGGCUGCUGCACCACCAGACCUUCGCUGCCUACGCGGCUGUGUAUGGCGUGGCCCAGGCCCUUCACAACACACUGCGCUGCAAUGCCUCGGGCUGCCCCAGGCGGGAGCCUGUGCGGCCCUGGCAGCUCCUAGAGAACAUGUACAACGUGAGCUUCCGUGCUCGCGGCCUGGCACUGCAGUUCGACGCCAGCGGGAACGUGAACGUGGACUACGACCUGAAACUGUGGGUGUGGCAGGACCCGACGCCCGAGCUGCGCACCGUAGGCACCUUCAAGGGCCGCCUGGAGCUCUGGCGCUCUCAGAUGCGCUGGCACACGCCGGGGAAGCAGCCCGUGUCCCAGUGCUCCCGGCAGUGCAAGGGGGGCCAGGUGCGCCGCGUGAAGGGCUUCCACUCUUGCUGUUACGACUGCGUGGACUGCAAGGCGGGCAGUUAUCAGCGCAACCCAGAUGACCUCCUCUGCACCCAGUGUGACCAGGACCAGUGGUCCCCAGACCGGAGCACACGCUGCUUCCCCCGCAAGCCCAUGUUCCUGGCAUGGGGGGAGCCAGCCGUGCUGCUGCUGCUCGCGCUGCUGGCUCUGGCGCUGGGCCUGGCGCUGGCGGCCCUGGGGCUCUUCCUCUGGCACUCGGACAGCCCGCUGGUUCGGGCCUCAGGUGGGCCACGGGCCUGCUUUGGCCUGGCCUGCCUGGGCCUGGUCUGCCUCAGUGUCCUCCUGUUCCCUGGCCAGCCAGGCCCUGCCAGCUGCCUGGCCCAGCAGCCACUGUCCCACCUCCCACUCACUGGCUGCCUGAGCACGCUUUUCCUGCAAGCGGCCGAGAUAUUUGUGGGGUCGGAGCUGCCACCAAGCUGGGCUGAGAAGAUGCGUGGCCGCCUGCGGGGGCCCUGGGCCUGGCUGGUGGUGCUGCUUGCUAUGCUGGCAGAAGCCGCAUUGUGUGCCUGGUACCUGGUAGCCUUCCCGCCAGAGGUGGUGACAGACUGGCGGGUACUGCCCACAGAGGCGCUGGUGCACUGCCACGUGCACUCCUGGAUCAGCUUCGGCCUGGUGCAUGUCACUAACGCCAUGCUGGCCUUCCUCUGCUUCCUGGGCACUUUCCUGGUGCAGAGCCAGCCAGGCCGCUACAAUGGUGCCCGCGGCCUCACCUUUGCCAUGCUGGCCUACUUCAUCACCUGGAUCUCCUUUGUGCCCCUCUUUGCCAAUGUGCGCGUGGCCUACCAGCCUGCCGUGCAGAUGGGCGCCAUCCUCCUCUGUGCCCUGGGUAUCCUAGCCACCUUCCACCUGCCCAAGUGCUACCUGCUGCUGCACCGGCCGGAGCUCAACACCCCUGAGUUCUUCCUGGGAGACAAUGCCAGAGCACAGGGCAGCAGUUGGGGGCAGGGGAGGGGAGAAUCGGGGCAAAAACAGGUGACGCCUGAUCCAGUGACCUCACCGCGGUGAGCCUACUAGACUUAGUUGAGAUGCCCCCAAACUGAGUUCUUAUGAAGCAACCCAGACAGUACCUCAACUGCUGAGACUACCCCCAGCUCUAGAUCUUGACAGCAGGCUGACUGCUGACCUGGAUGCCACAAUGAUCCUUGGGCCUGCAGCACUCAGGAAGAUCCUCAGCACCCACCUGGGGCCCCAGAGAGACUCUGCCCCUGUCCCAGCCAAGCCCUGGCCAGGGCCUACCCAGGUGAUCCAGCCCUACUGUUCCAGAAUAAAGCCAACGAAAGUCUCCUCGGGGCUCCUUAGCUCAGACCAAGAGCUCAGGAAGGCCCCUAGCCAGACCACUUGAAGGCCAAGCUGGGCAUCACUUGCCUGGCCAGGCCCAGCCUGGAGACCCCAGCCAGCACCCCCUCCAAGCAUCACAGGGGUGGGAGGUUGGUGGGUGGUGGUCAGCUGUGCUGACUCCUCCGCAGAGGCACGUGACAGACCGUGGUUCCCAGAGUGGUGCAGGAAUAGUGAGCAGGACAGAAGCCCACUUAGUGGGGGAGGGAGACACCCAAACUCUUCCCCUCCCUGGCCCAACCCAAGCGGGUAAAAUGGGGUCAGCCGCCAGCAGCACCGUGGACAGAGCCCAGGCAGGGUGGUGGUGGGACUCAGCACCAAGGCCAGCACCCACGACGAAGACCCCUGGAGCCGGGAGGCAGCACCACGGACAGAAGACCAGCCACCGGGACUCUGCUGGCAGCCAGCACCGGGGACAGAGCCUUGUGGCUGUGGCUGACCGGGAACCCAGAGCGCAGCACCUGGCCAGUCCUGGGUCAGCUCUUAGCCAGGCCCUGGGGAGGCUGGACAAGUCUCCUGCGGUACCCCGGCAGGAGAGAAGAGACAGUCCACACGUCAGUCCCAUAAAAUUAAAUGCUUUUUAGUCUUUAAAAUAGCAUUUACACAGAAGCAGCUCUAUUAACUAUCUGGACGGACACUCUGACUUGAUACAGUAUCUACAGCGCAGAUGUGUGCAGGCCAGAAACGCCAGGAAGGAAGCGGCGUGAGUGGGUGGGCAGUCACCUGAGGACAGCAAGGAAGGGUGGGCUGCCUACCCCCUCUCCCCCAGACCCUGCCCCGGCAGCAGCUGCGUGCAUCUGUGCCCUCUGCCCCUCAGGGUCACAUCCCCACCACUGCUAGCUCAAACACAUGCCUCUCCUGUCUCUCCCUCACCAACCCUCCCACUUUCAGACACAACCUGUGUCCCUGCAUUCAGUCUGAGUCCCGGGGGCAGGGGGGCAGCUGACCUGGCCACCACCUUCCCCAGGGCACACAGGCCAGACAAUAAAUAAAUAAAUUAGAUCCCU